CCCUCCUUCCCGCUCGGCGCCCCAAAUCUCCGUGCGCGCCCGGAGCAGCUCCUGUCGUGGCCGGGACUCCGGGUGCUUUCUUCCUGCUUGACCCUUAGACGCGGGGCGGGUCACCUUCGUGGACUUACCCGCAAAAGGAAAACGCCGCGAGGUGUGGACACUGCCAGCGGCUUCAGCCGACAUGGAACGACCUGGGAGACAAGUACAACAGCAUGGAAGAUGCUAAGGUCUACGUGGCCAAAGUGGACUGCACGGCCGACGCAGAUGUGUGCUCCGCACAGGGUGUGCGAGGCUACCCCACUCUGAAGUUUUUUAAGCCUGGCCAAGAAGCAGUGAAGUACCAGGGUCCUCGGGACUUCCAGACGCUGGAAAAAUGGAUGCUGCAGACACUGAACGAGGAGCCAGCUACACCAGAGCCAGAAGCAGAACCACCCAGAGCCCCUGAGCUCAAGCAGGGCCUGUAUGAACUCUCAGCCAGCAACUUCGAGCUGCACAUUGCACAGGGUGACCACUUUAUCAAGUUCUUCGCUCCGUGGUGCGGUCAUUGCAAAGCUCUCGCCCCGACCUGGGAGCAGCUGGCUCAGGGCCUCAAACAUUCGGAAACUGUCAAGAUUGGCAAGGUCGAUUGUACGCAGCACUAUGGACUCUGCUCAGAACACCAGGUCCGAGGCUACCCCACUCUGCUCUGGUUCCGAAAUGGCAAGAAGGUGGAUCAGUACAAGGGAAAGCGGGACCUGGAGUCGCUGAGAGACUACGUGGUGUUGCAGCUGCAAGUUCUGGAGCCCGGAGCCCCUGAGAUCGUGGAGCCCUCAGAGGCCCCAGUGCUGGCCGAGGAGCCCACAGAGCACAAGAGCACCGUGUUGGCACUCACUGAAAAGAACUUCGACAGCGCCAUAGCAGAAGGAAUAACCUUUGUCAAGUUCUAUGCUCCAUGGUGCGGUCAUUGUAAGAACCUGGCUCCCACCUGGGAGGAGCUGUCUAAGGAGGAGUUCCCUGGUCUGGCAGAGGUCAAGAUCGCUGAGGUCGACUGCACUGCAGAACGGGAUGUGUGCAACAAGUACUCGGUCCGAGGCUAUCCCACAUUGCUGCUCUUCCGCGGAGGUAAAAAAAUCAGUGAGCACAGCGGAGGUAGAGACCUCAAGUCUUUACACCACUUCAUUCUGCGCCAGGCGAAAGACGAACUGUAGAGACCCUGCUGGAGACACCAUCCCACCACCCGGGGAGAGGAGUGAUGUCGUUCAGACAUGGAGUUUCCGUGCUGGUAACUCACAGAUGAAUGUACUGAAUUGUAGUGUCUUCUUUGUGUGUGUGUUUAAGCCAACACACGCUGCAGAUUCUUAACUUUCCCUAAAUUGAUGCGUAACUCUUGGUCACUGUGCAAACUGGGCAUUUUGGAGUGGGGGGUGAUCCAUCCUUCUACCUUCCCUUGAUGAAAUUAAAUGGUUUCCUUUGAGACUGAAACAGAGUCAAGGGAAAUCAAAUUGCUGGGCUAUUUUUGGCUCCCAACUGAUUCUGGCAAAAACAUCACCCAAAAGCCUAGUUUUGUUUUGUCUUUUUUAAACUGCCCCGAGUCCUGGAAAGGCGGCCCUAGGGCAGUAUUGUUGUCUUUCUAAUCUGAAGGUCAUAAUCGACUAUUAAUUAAUAACAGGGUUGGACUAUAGCUUGGAACAGAUUUCAAAACAAAAACCCAAGCCUCUGGAAGAUCCCCCCUCAGCCCCUGCUGAUUUUCUGUUAGUGUUCUCUCAGCACAAGAGACCAGCCGUAAUGAAAGCAGCAGUACUUCUGAGGCUCGCCUUGUGUGUGAGCACACAACUGCCAGUCAGCUGUUGUGCAGCGGACUCACAGGCUGACAGAGUUCAGUAGUUCCUAGAGUGAGCACAACCGAGUCCAUGUGCAUGAAGAGAUUCCGACGUCUUCCCUACGGCUGGUCCUGGCUGUCCAUCCAUCCAUCAGUCAGCUCUGGAGAGAUUCCCGCUGCAUUUGCGGCCUAGGGCGGUAGGACCAGGUAGGCCUUCCAGGGACCUGCAGCCCUGCUCCGGGCUCCUAGAAAGUUUCUGCCCCUCAGUAGUCCUUUCAGCAGCCUGCUCUGUGUUGUCUGCCUCCCACAAGGUCGACCUCAUGAUGUACGAACAGUGGGAUUCAUUGGGCCUCAAGACCAAAGACUAAAGUCCGCAGGGCUGUGCCGGUACUGAUGCUGGCACCCUUCUGACUCGUGCCAUCCUGGUUAUUAAAGACUUUUACUGUCCCCUUGG
Fukomys damarensis (Damara mole-rat) is the source of this 2252-nucleotide messenger RNA. RefSeq names its product thioredoxin domain containing 5 (gene Txndc5). The record is from RefSeq and is a predicted model, not a curated record. Gene Ontology annotation, molecular function: protein disulfide isomerase activity. Gene Ontology annotation, cellular component: endoplasmic reticulum. Lineage: Eukaryota; Metazoa; Chordata; Mammalia; Rodentia; Bathyergidae. Gene Ontology annotation, biological process: protein folding. The transcript has 10 exons. Bases 213 to 1187 code for a protein of 324 amino acids.